UAUGCAGUGUUUUCAGUUUAAUAAGUCUGUGUCAUCUUAUUUUAAGUAAUAAAUAUUAAGUGCCCUGUAAAAGCUAAAGUUGCAAAAAACGUGUCAUAAUCGUCCCAUUGUUUUUACCUCGUGUUUUGCUUAACGAAAUACCAAUGUCUUCUAUUAUUUUGUGACAGUUAAAUGUAAACGUGUUUGCAUCACAUUACUGGUACUUAAGUAAAAGUCUGACAAAUUACUUAAAACUUAAGACAAACUAUAUUUUCACUAACCAAAGCUAGAAUGUAACAACGACCAUUGUGUGCAGCAUUAGUGAAGGAAUAAAAAUAUUUUCUAGUUCCAACAGGAAUUCUACAGAAAACUGUUCGAAACCUGAGUGUGUCAUGUGACUGUGAAUCACCAAUUGCGUAAGAAUUUCUGAGUUGAAGAGUACGUUAACAAAGUAAAAAGGGUGGCUAGUACAUCUAUUCGGAGUAAUCGAUUAUUUAUCCAAACCUACGAGAGCUGGCAUGCCGUCGUCUUUUUCGUAUUUGAACUCUGUUUGAAACCGUGUGAUAUUACCACCCAUGAUUGAAGCGUUUCAGAACGAGAUAACAGUUUUGUAAGUUUAUCACACAUAUUUUAACAAAUUUUUUGCACACACUCAUUAUUACAUAUAUAUCUUCCUCUGUUUCCGCUCGUUUUUCCGGUAUACAACAGAGCAGGGGUUUAUACGCGUGUAUAGCGUAAGCUACUAGUACCACGAAAAGUGUGUUGGAAUUUCCUGUAUAUCACUUGCCUGGAGUUUUUAACCUACCAAUGGACGACUCUAGCGCGAAGUUUAAACAUAACGGACUAGGAAUGAGUUGUGGGCAAUCAGAAGGAAGUGGUUUAGUAAGUCAGGAAACAAAAGAUGUCACUUGCCUCUCCCAGUUUCCAUUUAUUACAGGGGAUCUUCCCCGUUAUUCGAAACGUAAACACAAUACCGAAAAUUUGUCCAGCGCCAACCGUAAUUUGGGUGCUACCAAAUUUAUAAAAGCAUCAGUGGGAACAAGUUCGGAGACAAAAGUGUUCUUAGACCUUGUGAAACAUAACGGUGAUUUUUUACAAAGAAAAAGGUUAAGAACUAUUUCAGAUCCUUCCAAAGGAGAACUAAAAAAACAGCUUGUGAGACCUACGAUUCUGAGUUUAAAAGAGGAUUCACCGCCAAAUGUUACGUGCUAUACACGUGAGAUAGAACCUAUAAAACAUUUCUUGCGAGGAAUACAUGGACGGUUUUCUGAGUCAGAUAACACAAAAUAUCCAAAUCAGUAUUUGAAUUCUGCUAUAUCUAAUGCUAGUGAAGAGUCAAGUGUUUUUAGUGAAAAUGCUCAUGAAAAUGACCUAACCUCAUUCACGCAUAAGAUAUCUGGUGGAACAUAUAACCUAGAUAGCAACCAUGGCCAGGGCCAGGGCUUUUCCCGUCUCGACACAAUGGAUACCACUACGCGUGAAUUCCAGCCCAUAGUUAGUCAAGACUCGGGGUUCGCCAGUCUGGCAGAUAAUAGUAUUGCCAUUUCUGAUUGGUCAAAUCAAAUUGAUACCAACGCUUCAGAGUGUUUAUGUGAAGAGCCAUUACCCGAAGAAGUAUUUUUCGAAGAUAUGGUUAUGUUACAGAAUUUAAAUAAAUUGUCCAGUGACGGUCAAGCGACGAAGGAUGCUAUUUCAUACAAACAGAAAACAACUGAUUCGUCAAUUUAUUAUUGUUCGAAUAGAAAUAAUUUAUCUCAGGAACCGACAUGUGAAAUAUUUAAAGAGAUUAACACCAAAGAAACUGUUUCAAUAGAAGGUGAAGUUACUCGUGAAGAACAGAGAAACCUCGACAUCCAGUACUGUAUGAUAGCUGAUAAAGAUGGUGAUAGAGCUUUACUUUUUUGUUUUAAGACUCCGUUGCACCUAGCGGUCAUUGUAGGUAAUCAACACCUUGUAGAAAUCUUGCUAGAAGAGGACGCUUCUCCUAAGCUACGGGAUCGUUAUGGAAAUACAUGUUUACACCUUGCUGUCAAAUAUAAGAGGCUAGAGUGUUUAAGGGUUCUUCUUAGCAACAGACUUACACGUCAGAUCGUAAACUCACUUAAUUAUGAUGGAUAUUCAGCGUUGCAUGUCGCCGUGACAAACAGGGCUAUUGCUGCAAUCAAGUAUCUAGUCAAGGCAAACUGUGAUAUCGAUGUACAGGACGGGAAGAGCGGAAGAACUCCCCUGUUUCAUGCUGUGAUGAACAACGACAAAUCCAUUGUUCAGCUUCUAUUAAAGAUCGGGGCUUCCCCAAAUGCCGUGGAUUACUCUGGUAUAUCUCCUCUGGAGGCAGCUGUGCUGAACGAGAAAGAAGAUAUAGCUAAUUUGUUAGAAAGUAGAAAUUUAACAAUUAAUUUCGUAAGAGAUCGAACGAACGAAUAACAUUCAAAUUUAAACUUGUAUUUAAAUGAACCAAAAGUGUAAAAAAAAAGCUACGGCUAAUAACUGUUUCAUAAAAGAUUCCUGAUACAGAACUUACUUAUCAGUAUGGGUAAAUAAAAACACGCAAAACAACAAAAGUUUGCUCAGGAGAACAAAACAAAGCGAAGGAGGAAGUGAAAGAAUACCUUGAUUACUUCAUUAAAAACAAAUGUAUUGCACGUGACAUACAUCAGUUACUUGGAAUAAAAACGUCGAAAUGAACGUAAUGGAUACGUUAACACUUCAUUAAAAACAAAUUUAUUGCAAGUGAGAUACGACAGCUACUUGGAAAAAAAAUGUCUUAAUGAGAAGAAAGGAAGUACACGAAAUUACAAACGUCAUACUUAACAGCAACUGUGCUAGUGUAUCGUCAUACUUAACAGCAACUGUGCUAGUGUAUCGUCAUACUUAACAGCAACUAAACUGCUUUGUUUAAAACAGUUUUUUAAAGUAGUGCGAAAUUUAAAUAUGUUAAAAAAAACCAAAAGCUAUUUAAUAAAAACUGUGUGUAAAAGGUCUUCAUGAAGCUUAUGCCCUUUUUUUCAUCCAUACUUAUUUUGUGGGCAAUAGAGUGUUCGGAAUAGAAACGCUUUCAUAUGAUAAAUAUGUAUUUCUGGUCGAUAGAUGUAUUUGAGGGUGAAUAUCAUUUGUAGAAAUAUAUAUAUUUGGGUUUAUCUGUUGAAAAUAAGUCUAGAAGACAGUCAUAUUAAGUUACGGCUUGUUGGUAACAGAUUCAGUAAUUUAGUAGUUUCUAAUUUAUCUUUUUUUGCGUUGUUAUUCAUUACUAAGGUAUGGUGAUGUAUUAAUCAGAGAGUAAUAUUUAUUGUUUGCUUAACACCGCAUUCUAUGAUUUUCUACGUUUGCAGGUAAUUAACUUAAUUGCGUAAGUUUCUUGUAACCAAAACUAGUACUAUGUCAAAAAAUGGUUGACCUAAUCAAUAUUUGUAGUUUUCCAGUGAAUAACUUACGAAAUGCAAACUAUCUUCCGACUUAUUUGUGGGAGGAAAUGUAUAUAUAUAAUUUAUGUGAAAAAUGUAUUUUGCUAUUUAUUUUUGAAGUGUAGUUAGUUGGAUUGUUAGCACGUGAACAGAACUGUACUAUAGCACUUGUAAACGUGUUAAAGUGAUGAAGCAAAAUUACUUGAAUUGUUAUUACUCAUAAUACAAUUAUUUAGGAUUGGUGGUGUGAAGAUUGAAUAUUGUUGCGGUAGAUUUUCGCUUCGUAGUCACGAUCAAUAUUUUCGUAAAUAGAAUGGUGAAUUAAUUAAACCAAGCCUCAUAUUUCCUUGCGUCUUUGUGAAAGUUCGUGGAAACAAGAAAUGCACGAAAAAAUUCUCACACCUUGUUUCGAACGACUCGACAAUUUACAUGUUCGUGUAAAUAGACCCGUACAGUCAAUCCGAAGACCCCAGAAGGCGCCCCAUUAUGAUCUAGAUAUAUAUGUUAAGGGUUCCUCCUUACGUUUCCAUGCCAUUUUCUAUGUAAAUCAAUAAAUCUAUUUCUGAGAAUCUCAAAAUCCUAUGGGGACUCAGUUUUUAAAGUUUUCAAAACCUGGAUUUAGAUUAUGGAUCUGAAACUUCUAUUCACAUGUUAAUACCAAUUUAAAGUAAAUCUGAGAGCCUCCAUCACUCUUUGAUAUAAAUUAUUUUGGCCUAUUCAAAAUUCUUUCAAAAAUUGUUUUUUUUUUCGUUUGUAUUCUAUGGACGCCAAAAGCCGACAUGCAAAAUUUCAAGUUGCUUUAUAAAACACCGUUGAAGUCUAAAAUCAAGUAAACAUGGAUACAUACAAUUAAAAAAAAUGUUAUAUAGAUGUGAAUAGUUCAGAAAAGAAAGUUCACAGUUAUGGUCCAAAGUAAAAGUGGAAUUUUACUGAUAGUUUUAUGUGAUUGUUAUUGAACGAUUUUAGUGCCAUCUAUAUUAAUGUUUAAGUAGCACCAUAGAAGUUAAAAAAAAAAGCUUUUUAGAGAGAAAAUCCUUUAUUUCUGAUAAGUGGUAUAACGACUCUUUUAAUUAGCGAGUUCCUAAAAGAUUGUUGGUUGUAUGAAACUGAUUGUAUUAUUUGUUUGUCCAUUUAACUUAUUAACAUGAUUAGAAAUAGUCACCGAAAGAAAGUAAUUCUAAAACAAAAACUGACGAUGUUAUGCCUUUGUUAAGAUGUGAAAGUGUUUUGCGUCAUUAUAUAUGGAAAAUGUUGUAAAAUGUAACAAAAGUUGGAAACACUACGAAAAUACACUGGACAAAUAACAAGA
Molecule: messenger RNA, 4689 nt
Organism: Limulus polyphemus (Atlantic horseshoe crab)
Lineage: Eukaryota; Metazoa; Arthropoda; Merostomata; Xiphosura; Limulidae
Exons: 4
Coding region: 787-2403 (538 amino acids)
Molecular function (GO): protein binding
Source: RefSeq, a predicted model, not a curated record